Nerophis ophidion (straightnose pipefish) is the source of this 6342-nucleotide messenger RNA. RefSeq names its product Janus kinase 2a (gene jak2a). The transcript has 24 exons. Gene Ontology annotation, cellular component: membrane; cytosol; cytoskeleton. Gene Ontology annotation, molecular function: ATP binding; non-membrane spanning protein tyrosine kinase activity; cytokine receptor binding. Bases 259 to 3621 code for a protein of 1120 amino acids. Gene Ontology annotation, biological process: cell surface receptor signaling pathway via JAK-STAT; cell differentiation; peptidyl-tyrosine phosphorylation. NCBI's taxonomy places the organism in Eukaryota, Metazoa, Chordata, Actinopteri, Syngnathiformes, Syngnathidae. The record is from RefSeq and is a predicted model, not a curated record.
UCCCGCGCCUGUGACGUCACCAGCACAGUCGCCGCUGUCACUAGAGGGGAUGAAGUCAGAGAGGAGUUGUUUGUCCAACUCCAGCCGCUAACUGUUUCAAGACGUUUUUGCCCGCUUCAGAGUCUAUCUGGGCGGCAAAGAUGUGAUCGGAUGUUCGGCUGGACAACAUUUCAAGAGGAAAAGGAGGCUCGCUGGUGUUAGCAUCGUCAAAUGUUAGCUGGCUAGCUGGCGGGAGGAGACGUACAGUGCACGCAGCACAUGGCUUGUAUCCUGCUGAGGAACAUGAACACGUCCACUUCCUGCCCGGCGCCGCAUCAGGUCGACACCCCCCCCCCAGACCAGCGCCCCGCAGCCGACCCCAAGCAGAGCGCCGCAUGCCUGAGCGUCCGCCUGUACCACGCCGGCGGUGCGGAAAGCGUCCUCACCUACCCGCCCGGCGAGUACGUGGCGGAGGAGCUCUGCAUCCUGGCGGCCAAAGCGUGCGGUAUCGCUCCUUUGUACUUCAACUUGUUCGGCCUGAUGAGGGAGAGCGAGCAGCUGUGGUUUCCUCUCAACCACGUCUUCAAACUGCAGCCUCCAGCCAGCGAGAGCCUGCACUUUAGAAUCAGGCACUACUUUCCUGGCUGGUACAACAGCGGCACUUCCUCCUACGCUCACCGCUGCGGUCUCUCCAAGGGCCUGGACAGUCCUGUGAUGGACGACACCGUCUUGGCAUACCACUUUUUCCAGUGGAGAAGCGACUUCCUGGGCGGCAGGGUUGUGAUGCCAAUGGGCCACGAGGCCCAGGAAGAGUGUCUGGGCAUGGCGGUGCUGGACAUGAUGCGUCUGGCCAGAGAGAGCGGCCAAUCCCCUGUCAGCAUCUACAAUGAUACCAGCUACAAGUCCUUCCUGCCCAGCUGCAUGCGUAGCCGCAUCCAGAGGUACAACAUCCUGACCCGCAAGCGCAUCCGCUUCUGCUUCAAGAAGUUCAUCCAGCAGUGCAGCGAGUGCAAGGCCACCGUGUGCAAGCUGCGCCUCAAGUACCUGAUGAGCCUGGAGACGCUGCUCCCCUCGCUGCACACCGAGCGCUUCCACGUGGCCGACCUGUCGGCGCACCGCCUCACCAUCGUCGUCACGGGCAACAAGGGCAUCCAGUGGUCCAAAGGGAAAACCGCGGAGGCGGAGGAGGAGCUGCAGACUUACUGCGACUUCCCCGAGGUGAUCGACAUCAGCAUCAAGCAGGCCAACAAGGAAGGCUCGGCAGAAAGUCGAAUAGUCACCCUGACCAGACAGGACAACCAGAUCCUGGAAGUGGAGUUCCACUCUCUGUGCACGGCCUUGUCCUUCGUGUCGUUAGUGGAUGGUUACUACCGACUGGUGGCAGACGCGCACCAUUACCUGUGCAAAGAGGUGGCCCCGCCCAGGCUCCUGGAGUGCGUGCAGAGCCACUGCCACGGCCCCGUAUCGAUGGAGUUCACCAUCAGCAAGCUGCGUCGCUCCGGCAACCACCAGGGUCUCUACAUGCUGCGCCGUAGCCCCCGGGACUACGACAAGUUCUUUAUGUCCUUCGUGGUGGGGCACGAGGCCGCAGUGGACUACAAACACUGCCAGAUAGUGAGGAGCGAGUCACAAGAGUACGUCCUGAGCGGCACCAAGAGAUGCUUCAGCUCGCUGGUGGAACUUCUGGACUGCUACCAGAAGGAGGCGCUGCACACCGACGGCUACACCUUCCGGCUGACCAAGUGCUGCCCGCCCAGCCCCAAACACAAAUCCAACCUGCUGGUGUGUCGCAGCAACCAAAGUCCAGAGGUUCUUCUGUCCCCGUCUCUCCACAAAGGCAUCAGCCAGAUGGUUUUCCACAAGAUACGAAAAGAAGACCUCAUCUUCAAGGAGAGUCUGGGCCAGGGCACCUUCACCAAGGUCUUCUUCGGCGUCAGGAAGGAGCUGGGAGACUAUGGAGAGCUUCACCAGAUGGACGUGGUGGUCAAGAUCCUGGACAAAGCCCAUCGCAGCUACUCUGAGUCCUUCUUCGAAGCCGCGAGCAUGAUGAGUCAGCUUUCCCACAAGCACCUGCUCCUCAACUACGGCGUCUGCGUUUGCGGCGACGAGAACAUGACGGUCCAAGAGCACGGCAGGUUCGGCUCCCUGGACACCUACUUGAAGAAGAACAAGGGCAGCAUCAACAUCGUGUGGAAGCUGGAGGUGGCCAAGCAGCUGGCCUGGGCCAUGCACUACCUGGAGGACAAGAACGUGGUCCACGGUCACGUGUGCGCCAAGAACGUCCUGGUGAUCCGGAAGGAGGACCGCAAGACGGGCAGCCUGCCCUUCGUCAAGCUCAGCGACCCCGGCAUCGGCGUCAGCGUGCUUCCUCAAGAAGUUCUGGUGGAGCGGAUCCCCUGGGUGCCGCCUGAAUGCAUCGGAAACCCGCCCGACCUGAGUUUGGCCACGGACAAGUGGGGCUUUGGCGCCACCCUGUGGGAGAUCUGCAGCGGCGGAGAUAAGCCGCUCUGCACGCUGGACUACCGCAAGAAGAUGAUGUUCUACGAGGACCGCCACCAGCUGCCGGCUCCCAAAUGGACAGAGCUGGCCAACCUGAUCCACAGCUGCAUGGACUACGAGCCCACUCACCGCCCGUCCUUCCGAGCCGUCAUCCGAGACCUCAACAGUCUCUUCACGCCAGACUACGAGCUGCUGGUGGAGAGCGACAUGGUGCCCGCCCGGGCGCGGGGCCUGGGCUUUCCCUGGGCCUCCGAGUGCCAGGAUCCCGCGCAGUUUGAGGAGCGACACCUCAUCUUCCUCAAGCAGCUGGGAAAGGGCAACUUUGGCAGCGUGGAGAUGUGCCGCUACGACCCGCUGCAGGACAGCACGGGGGAGGUGGUGGCCGUCAAGAAGCUGCAGCACAGCACGGCCGAGCACCUGCGCGACUUUGAGCGCGAGAUCGAGAUCCUCAAGUCUCUUCACCACGACAACAUCGUCAAGUACAAAGGAGUGUGCUACAGCGCAGGGCGGAGGAACCUGCGCCUGAUCAUGGAGUAUCUUCCCUACGGCAGCCUGCGGGACUACCUCUUGAAGAACAAAGUGCACUUUGACUCCAAGAAGCUCCUGCUCUACGCGGUGCAGAUUUGCAAGGGCAUGGACUACUUGGCCACCAAGCGUUACAUCCACAGGGACCUGGCAAGCAGGAACAUUCUAGUGGAGAGCGAGAUGAGGGUGAAGAUCGGCGACUUCGGACUGACCAAAGUCCUGCCCCAGGACAAGGAAUACUACACGGUCAGGGAGCCUGGAGAGAGCCCCAUCUUCUGGUAUUCUCCCGAGUCUUUGACGGAGAGCAAGUUCUCGGUGGCGUCGGACGUGUGGAGUUUUGGCGUGGUCCUCUACGAGCUGUUCACCUACUGCGACAAAGGCAGCAGCCCACCUGCGGUGUUCAUGGAGAAGAUGGGCCACGAGAAGCAAGGUCAGAUGAUCGUCUAUCACCUCAUCGACCUCCUCAAGCAAGGAUACCGCUUACCUGCGCCGCACACCUGUCCUCGCCAGAUCCAGCAGCUGAUGUGUGAGUGUUGGAGCAGCCAUCCUGCAAGCAGACCCACUUUUCCCUCCUUGAUCCAAAGUGUGGAGGCGGCACGAAGCCUCUUGGACGUCUGAUAUCGUCUCUGCUGCAAGCCGUAUCCUUCUGCAUCCAACAGUAUCCUCGUGACGUCCACACCACCGUACACCCGAACAUUGGCUGGUAUCGUCCACACCACCAUACACCUGAACAUUGAGUGGUAUCGUCCACACCACCAUACACCUGAACAUUGGCUGGUAUCGUCCUCACCGCCAUACACCUGAACAUUGGCUGGUAUCGUCCACACCACCAUACACUUGAACAUUGAGUGGUAUCGUCCACACCACCAUACACCUGAACAUUGAGUGGUAUCGUCCACACCACCAUACACCUGAACAUUGAGUGGUAUCGUCCUCACCACCAUACACCUGAACAUUGAGUGGUAUCGUCCAGAACGCCAUACACCCGAACAUUGAGUGGUAUCGUCCACAACGCCAUACACCUGAACAUUGGCUGGUAUCGUCCACACCACCAUACACCUGAACAUUGGGUGGUAUCGUCCACACCACCAUACACCUGAACAUUGGGUGGUAUCGUCCACACCACCAUACACCUGAACAUUGAGUGGUAUCGUCCACACCACCAUACACUUGAACAUUGAGUGGUAUCGUCCACACCACCAUACACCUGAACAUUGAGUGGUAUCGUCCACACCACCAUACACCUGAACAUUGGCUGGUAUCGUCCACACCACCAUACACCUGAACAUUGAGUGGUAUCGUCCACACCACCAUACACCUGAACAUUGAGUGGUAUCGUCCACACCACCAUACACCUGAACAUUGAAUGGUAUCGUCCACACCACCAUACACCUGAACAUUGAGUGGUAUCGUCCUCACCACCAUACACCUGAACAUUGAGUGGUAUCGUCCACACCACCAUACAGCUGAACAUUGGCUGGUAUCGUCCUCACCACCAUACACCCGAAUAUUGGCUGGUAUCGUCCACACCACCAUACACCUGAACAUUGAGUGGUAUCGUCCACACCACCAUACACCUGAACAUUGAGUGGUAUCGUCCACACCACCAUACACCUGAACAUUGAGUGGUAUCGUCCACACCACCAUACACCUGAACAUUGAGUGGUAUCGUCCACACCACCAUACACCCAAACAUUGAGUGGUAUCGUCCACACCACCAUACACCCGAACAUUGGCUGGUAUCGUCCUCACCACCAUACACCUGAACAUUGGCUGGUAUCGUCCACACCACCAUACACCUGAACAUUGGCUGGUAUCGUCCUCACCACCAUAUACCUGAACAUUGAGUGGUAUCGUCCACACCACCAUACACCUGAACAUUGAGUGGUAUCGUCCACACCACCAUACAGCUGAACAUUGGCUGGUAUCGUCCUCACCACCAUACACCCGAACAUUGGCUGGUAUCGUCCACACCACCAUACACCUGAACAUUGAGUGGUAUCGUCCACACCACCAUACACCUGAACAUUGAGUGGUAUCGUCCACACCACCAUACACCUGAACAUUGAGUGGUAUCGUCCUCACCACCAUACACCUGAACAUUGGCUGGUAUCGUCCACACCACCAUACACCUGAACAUUGGCUGGUAUCGUCCUCACCACCAUACACCUGAACAUUGAGUGGUAUCGUCCACACCACCAUACACCUGAACAUUGAGUGGUAUCGUCCACACCACCAUACAGCUGAACAUUGGCUGGUAUCGUCCUCACCACCAUACACCCGAACAUUGGCUGGUAUCGUCCACACCACCAUACACCUGAACAUUGAGUGGUAUCGUCCUCACCACCAUACACCUGAACAUUGAGUGGUAUCGUCCACACCACCAUACACCUGAACAUUGAGUGGUAUCGUCCACACCACCAUACACCUGAACAUUGAGUGGUAUCGUCCACACCACCAUACACCCAAACAUUGAGUGGUAUCGUCCACACCACCAUACACCCGAACAUUGGCUGGUAUCGUCCUCACCACCAUACACCUGAACAUUGGCUGGUAUCGUCCACACCACCAUACACCUGAACAUUGGCUGGUAUCGUCCUCACCACCAUACACCUGAACAUUGAGUGGUAUCGUCCACACCACCAUACACCCGAACAUUGGCUGGUAUCGUCCUCACCACCAUACACCUGAACAUUGGGUGGUAUCGUCCACACCACCAUACACCUGAACAUUGAGUGGUAUCGUCCACACCACCAUACACCUGAACAUUGAGUGGUAUCGUCCACACCACCAUACACCCGAACAUUGAGUGGUAUCGUCCACACCACCAUACACCCAAACAUUGAGUGGUAUCGUCCUCACCACCAUACACCCGAACAUUGAGUGGUAUCGUCCACACCACCAUACACCUGAACAUUGAGUGGUAUCGUCCACACCACCAUACACCCAAACAUUGAGUGGUAUCGUCCUCACCACCAUACACCCGAACAUUGAGUGGUAUCGUCCACACCACCAUACACUUGAACAUUGAGUGGUAUCGUCCUCACCACCAUACACCCGAACAUUGAGUGGUAUCGUCCUGGACAUUAUAUUCAUGAACUUUUAAAAUCUUUUUACUGGCAGCUUUUCAAAAUAAUAUAUUUUUAUAUUUAGUGACUAGAGGUGAAGAGUAAGUACGCCACAGGUGAGCAGAGAAGAUGUGACAGGUGAGCAUCCUUCAGUGAUGACGUCCUAUAUUUGCUGUCCACUAGCAGAGCAGCAAAGAUAUUUAUGUUGCAGACGAGGCGUCACUCUGAUCACUUUCCUCUGACUUUAGGACAUAAACACAUGACAAACUUG